AUGGAUAGCCCCUCUCCCGGCCCAAGUCCAGCUCUAGAAGCUCAGAAUCCGGCCCAUCGCCCUCCUCCCCCGGGUUCAGGUCAUUCCCUUCUCCCACAUCCAGCUCUACCUUAUCACUAUCUGCCUCCCGGCCAGUAUCCUCCAGUUGGGCCUCCUGGUCAGUAUGGGCCCCUUCAGCCACCUGCUUCACACGCGGCCCCGUCUUCACGUCCGUCUUCGCAUGCGGCCCCGUCUUCUUCAGUUCGGACCCCUUCAGGUCAUACCUCUUCAGUUCAGGCCCCUUCAAGCCGAACAUCUGCAAGUAAGACCUCCUCACGGUUAGCCAUGCCACCCCUCAAAUUCCCGAUCGCAUCUCUUCAAGGGGGGAUGAUCAGAGAGAGAUAUACCUUGAUCAAAGAAAUUGAGAAGUCUAUCCAAAGUGUACGACCUGGAUUCCGCAUCCGAGUUGAGCAACUUGCCACAUUCCUACUUCUUCCACUCCAAGACCUCAAGGCAAAUGGUCAACUUUCGCCUAAGACUUGCACCCCUCACCGACUUCAAGAGCGACUAGGAGACAUCCCGGCAUUUUGCAAGCACUACAUGCUUCACCUUGAUCCGGAAAACAUGAUUUCUCACCCGAAGAACCAUAAAUACAAACGUUGGAGUCACGCUAUACCUGAGCAGCCAGAGAAGCAGGAUCGACUGCACUCCGACAUGAGCCCAGACCAGAUAAGGAAGUCGAUGCAUUACCAUUCAUGUUUCAAAACUAGAGAUAUCAGCCUUCCUAACGACUUGGGUAAGAAAGCGGAGAGUUCAUGUAGGAAGCGCGACGGAAACAAAUGUGUUGUGACGGGCAGACCUAACCCUCGCGUCUUCUGGUUUAUUCCCCGUGGUUGGAACGAUACCACAGACCACAAUGACGCUACAGGAAAUCUUGAAGCUGGCGGCUUUUACUUGACCAAAGUUGACCUUUUAAAGGGUAUCCAUAGUGCGCGUGAGCUUGGUAAGACUCAGAAGGCUUGGAAUAUGAUCUGCAUUGAUCCCGUUCUAUACGAUUUUCUCGUACAGGGUUAUUGUGCCUUCAGUUACGUUAGCGCACGAGGUCUUGACGGAACUUCCAUUCUGAACUUGAAGUUCUUCUGGAUGCCUAAACUGACUCCACGAUUUCAUCAAGUUAUGGAUCUCAGCAAAAUCGAUACAUUCGAGCGUACCCCCGGCGCGGACCACCUCCUUAGUUUCGACAUAGGCGACAUUGACUUUGGGAAGGAGCUAAGUGUUGACCUCGACUACUUCCGACGCCUAAAUUGUCCUCCGGCUCCAGAGUGUCAAGAAAGAAUGUCCGAGACAACAGAUUUUCCGGUCAUUUCAUCAGGACAUGACGUCUGGAUAAACAUAACAGCACCAGAAGCGAGUUUAUUUGAGUCUGUGGCCAAGAUACAUUGGUAUUGUGUCGUAUUCUCAGCUCUUUGUGGUGGUGCCGGGCGAGCCUGGCACUUGACUGGAAUGGACCAAACAGACGGCUCUCUUCAGCCAGGGCCACCGGUACUAUAG
This is a messenger RNA of Fusarium pseudograminearum CS3096, 1530 nucleotides long. RefSeq lists its product as uncharacterized. The coding region runs from base 1 to 1530 and encodes 509 amino acids. The record is from RefSeq and is a predicted model, not a curated record. The transcript has 2 exons. Lineage: Eukaryota; Fungi; Ascomycota; Sordariomycetes; Hypocreales; Nectriaceae.